AUGCAAAAGAAAUAAAAUAGAGUCGUCCAUUAAACUGAAACAAACGCAGCACAUAACAUAAUAUCUCUCUCUGCAAUUCGUUCUCUCUCAAAAUUUGUGUAGUGUGUGUAGGGAGAGGCUAAACGACACCGUUUUCAGUGUCUCUGAGAAUGGAAGCGCGAACUCGCUCUGUAGAAGACAUAUUUGAGGAUUUCAAGGGCCGAAGAGCGGGCAUCAUCAAGGCCCUUACCAGCGAUGUUGAAGAUUUCUACAGCCAAUGUGAUCCUGAGAAGGAGAAUUUGUGCUUAUAUGGAUUACCUAAUGAGCACUGGGAAGUAAAUUUACCUGUUGAAGAAGUUCCUCCAGAGCUUCCUGAGCCUGUCCUGGGCAUUAACUUUGCUAGGGAUGGCAUGCAGGAAAAAGACUGGUUAUCUUUAGUUGCUGUUCAUAGUGACACAUGGUUACUUGCCCUUGCCUUUUAUUUUGGAGCCAGAUUUGGAUUUGAUAAAACUGACAGGAAAAGACUAUUCGGUAUGAUCAAUGAACUACCAACAAUAUUUGAAGUUGUUAGUGGUGCAGCAAAGAAACAAGUUAAAGAGAAGUCUUCAGUUUCAAACAACAGUGGCAGCAAAUCUAAGUCUUACUCUAAAGCGCGGGCUUCUGAAACCCAGGGUAGACAGUCAAAGGCAUUACAAGCAAAAGAUGAGGAGGAAGGACUAGAAGAGCAAGAUGAUGAUGAACAUGGAGAAACCUUGUGUGGGGCAUGUGGUGAGAAUUAUGGUACUGAUGAAUUCUGGAUUUGCUGUGACAUCUGUGAGAAGUGGUUCCAUGGAAAAUGCGUGAAGAUCACCCCUGCUAGGGCAGAGCAUAUCAAGCACUACAAGUGUCCAUCAUGCAGUAACAAGAGAGCUCGCUAAGCAAGUUUCCAUCAUGGGAACACUUUGUUCGAUCUGGUUAAUGUUUUUCUUUCUAGAUGUAGUUGAUGGAUAGUCUUUCUGUUUGACACGAGUAGAUUUCUUGUCUUUUAUGUGGGAUUAUGCUGUGUUGGUCGUGUAGCCUGCUCGUCAUUUGAUGCUUUCAUGGGAGCAUUAUUGAGUUGGGAAAGUUAAUUUUUUUCAA
Messenger RNA from Cajanus cajan (pigeon pea), 1098 nucleotides. RefSeq names its product PHD finger protein ALFIN-LIKE 5. The record is from RefSeq and is a predicted model, not a curated record. Gene Ontology annotation, cellular component: nucleus. NCBI's taxonomy places the organism in Eukaryota, Viridiplantae, Streptophyta, Magnoliopsida, Fabales, Fabaceae. Gene Ontology annotation, molecular function: histone binding; transcription cis-regulatory region binding; transcription coregulator activity. Gene Ontology annotation, biological process: regulation of DNA-templated transcription.